Messenger RNA from Sander lucioperca (pikeperch), 2256 nucleotides. RefSeq names its product lysophosphatidic acid receptor 4 (gene lpar4). Gene Ontology annotation, molecular function: lysophosphatidic acid receptor activity. The coding region runs from base 576 to 1640 and encodes 354 amino acids. The transcript has 3 exons. Lineage: Eukaryota; Metazoa; Chordata; Actinopteri; Perciformes; Percidae. The record is from RefSeq and is a predicted model, not a curated record. Gene Ontology annotation, cellular component: membrane. Gene Ontology annotation, biological process: phospholipase C-activating G protein-coupled receptor signaling pathway; positive regulation of Rho protein signal transduction.
UCGUUUCCUGUGGCCGUGCAAGCAGCUCUCCAUGUACACGGCGCAUCACGCCUCGCGCACAACCCCCUCCAGCCGGGUAAGCAGGCGCGGUGGACGUGAUGUGGUCCCAUUCCUAGCGGACGGACGGAGCGAGUCGUCGGGAUUAAUUGAAGAACUCUCACCUGCAGUGUUUGUUGUCGCUAAUUAGCUUAAAAGCGCUUCCAUGACUUCUUCGUGCUUGUCUGGUACAAUUUGACUCGGGACAGCUGGAAACUACGAGCCAAAGAGACUGAGCAGCACCAACACAUUUGGGAGAAGAAGUAUGGAGUUUUUCUUCUGACAGCUGCGCCGCUGCACUGCUGCCAGACAAACAUCAGUGACCAGAGGAUGACUGACCAUCCCCGCAGCCGUGCAUCCUGACUGUCCCCUGCCUCCAUUUGUGUGUCUGAAUGUCCACGAUGACUUGGAGGAGACUUGACGGGUGGAUCCCCUGCUGACACCUCCGGUCCCCAGAUAUCCGCCCCGACUCCCCCCUUUCCUGACGGCUUUGGUGUACCCUGUUUCUGUGGAGCGCCCUCCCUCUUAAAGCUGCCACCAUGGCUAGCCUGGUGCUCAACGAGACCGGAAUGGAGGACUGCGGCAUUGACGACUCCUUCAAGUACAACUUGUACUCGGUGGUUUACAGCGUGGUCUUUGUCUUAGGCCUGACCACCAACUGUGCCGCCCUCUUUGUGUUCUGCUUCCGGAUGAAGAUGCGCAACGAGACCACAAUGUUUAUGACUAAUUUAGCGCUAUCCGAUCUAGUGUUUGUUUUUACGCUGCCGUUCAAGGUCUUCUACAAUGUUAACCGCCAUUGGCCAUUUGGAGAUGGACUGUGUAAGGUCUCAGGAACAGCCUUCAUCACCAACAUCUAUGGCAGCAUGCUCUUCCUCACCUGCAUCAGCGUGGACCGCUUCCUGGCGAUAGUCUACCCGUUCCGCUCCCGCUCCAUCCGCACGCGCAGGAACGCGGCGCUGGUGUGUGCCGCCGUGUGGCUGACCAUCGUAGGAGGAGGGAUAUCAGUGACCUUCUUCUCCACCAUUAACAGCACAAACAGAGCCACCACUUGCUUUGAGGGCUUCUCCAAGAGCACCUGGAGGACCUACCUGUCCAAAAUCACCAUUUUCAUCGAGGUUGUGGGCUUCCUUCUCCCCCUCCUGGCCAACUUGGUAUGCUCCUUGCUUGUUCUGCGGACGCUGCGGCGUCCGAUGACUGUUGGUCAUGGCUGUGACAGCAAGAAACGUGUCCUACGGAUGAUUUUGGUCCAUCUGGGCAUCUUCAUCAUCUGCUUUGUCCCUUACAACUCUAUCCUCUUCCUGUACGCCCUGGUGCGGACCCAGGCCCUGGCUAACUGCGCGGUGGAGCGCUUUGCCCGAACUCUUUACCCCAUCACUCUGUGCCUGGCCAGCCUCAACUGCUGCCUGGACCCUGUGGUCUACUACUUCACCUCAGAGAGCUUCCAGAAAAGCUUGACCAUGGGAGGCAAAGGGUCGGGCUCACGGCCCGAGAGUAUCCCCCGCAGCGACACUGAGACCCAGGACACAGAAAACACUCUCCCCAGAGACACACACACUCUGGCCAGCAAUGGAAAAGAGUCAAAGGUGUCUGAGAGUCAGUUCUGACUCAGUAGGGACAAAAGACAGUAAAGAAGGACAGUGUGGGUUUGACAGGAGCUCUGAAUUUGACAAAUAAAGCAAUCAGCUGUUUGGUCCUGGAAGUGACAAAACACAUAACUCAGCAGAUUAGUUAAGUCCUGAGGUAAGUCCUGAGGUAUGGCCUGGGCUUUACGGAUUAAUCCACCGCUGGAGCGCAUAGGAAUGUAUCUGUGUGUGUUUAUUAUGAGAGAACACUACAGGGAUCAGAGACCCAGCCAAACCAGGACUAUUGUCCAGUGACACGCAGAGCCUCUAAAAGAGACUGCAACACAUUAUCACUCAGGCUUAACACACACAAACACUCACAAAUGCACUGGAUUGUGGAUAGAAUGGAGAUAUCCAUCCACAUUGUUGAAAUAUGCUGUUUAGUACUUUUGUAACACACUGAGCCCUUACGUUUUAUUGUUAUGAAGUUGAAGCUUUCACAGCACAUAUAUAUAUAUCAUUUUAGACAUUAAUGUUCUGACACUCUUUAGUGUGGUGAGACCCAUUGUUGUUAUAACACAGCAGCGCGCUGACCUACUGAGUUAAAUGUGUCUCAUGUUGACGUUUUGAGGCCAUUAAAUGUCUGUUUCAAAUUGCA